UUACCACCAGUGUACAAAGCCUCUUGCCCAGUUAAGGUUAUUUUUAAUUUGUUAAAUAGUGUGUGAUAACUGCUAAAGGGGAAAAUAUAAAAAGGAUUGAGCUUUCUACUAAUCUUUAACCAAAGAUAUAAAGUACAAAGAUGGCAGAAAUAACACACAUCAAUCCAUUGCUGCUUGUCACCGAGAAGCAAAUACAAGGUGUGCGUGCGUGCUGCGACCUGGACGUGAAACAACUCAGAGAGUCCAUCGACGCAGUCCUGGAGUGGUGUUCCAAGGAGCCACAUCUUGAAGGCGCUGUUCCGAUAUUGAAAAGAAUCCGCUUGAUAGAAAGAACUCUGCUGAUCACAAAAGGGUCCAUUGAAGAGACUAAGAAGAGAAUAGAAGCUGUCUUGACCUCGAGAGGAAUGAUGCCAGAACUGAGUCACAAUCGGUCGGUCGACGAAUUUAAAACUAUCCUCGGUUGCGUAAAUUACUUGACCUUACCAAAACUAUGCCCAUCAGAUAAUUCCAGAGUGAUUUUAGUCAAUUUCAACAAGGAGAACAUUGAUGAUUUUACACUAUCGGCUUACUUCAGAUAUGCAUUUUAUGUAGGAGAAUUCAGGCUAUUUGAUGAUUACACUAUCAAUGAGAGACAUGUGAUUGACCUAGAAGGUGUACAUUUGGGAGUGCUCACUAAAAUUAACCCCAUUUUGUUGAAAAAAGCAGAAUUAUUGGCCACAGAAGGUUACGGGACCAAAAUAAAAGGUAUCCACAUACUCAACGCACCAACUUGGGUGGACAGAUUCGUGUUUAUUUUGAAGCAGUGUAUGAAACCGAAGGUAGCGGGGAGACUGCACGUGCAUAACUCCAUCAGCGACUUCCAGAAACACGUGCCGAAGGAAGUCUUACCUAAAGAAUACGGCGGUGAUGAGCAGUCAGUCAGAAAGCUAGCUGACGCCUGGAAUGACUUUAUGAGCAAUGAAGAGACAAAGCAAAGAAUUAAGGAUUUAGACCAACUUGUAGCCGACGAAUCCAGAAGAACAAACACCAAAUUCAACGAUGAAUACCUGGGCAUGCCGGGCUCUUUCAGAAAACUUACUGUUGAUUAGAAUAUCAAUAUAUUUAGGCAUAAUUCAAGGCACACUGACAAAUGGUGAUUCGUUGUGGAAUCACAAAUUGUACUAAUGCAGUGUACUUAUAUAAUAAUGUAAUACGUAAGGAUCUUUUCAACAGUGUGGGUACCUAAGGAACCUAAUUGAUUCCUUAUUUUCUUUAAAUCAAAAACGUUUCCAGCAUACUGCGUGGUUGGUGUACUUUUCCUGACGUACCUACUGUAUUUAUUUGUGUCAGGCAUAUCUGUCAAAGUAAGCGAAGAUGAAAGGAGACGUAUGGGAAUCAAUUAUAGCAUUUGGUUUUUCCAGUGGAGCGAAGAAGAGUUGUGGAUUACAAUUAUUAAAUGUUAUUGGUUGGUUCCCGCACGUCUCCUCUCAUCUCCGACGCAGUAGAAAGGCAGCCUAAGGCAGCACCAAUGGCUACUAGUGUCGUGCGAUAUUGGUCCCCUGGGGUCGCGUAGUCAUCAUGCCAAUCGCUUACGCUCCGUAGCGAUCGAAACGCAACUGUCACUGUCGCACUAAUAUGGAAGAGUGAUAGAGAAACACAAAGCGUUUCGUUGUCGUAGCGAUUGUCGCCUUGGCUAGGCCGGCUGGUUUUGAUAAUUGUAUGUAUGUAUGUAAACACUUUAUUGUACAUAAGACAGAUUACAAACACAAUAAAAGAACAAAAAUAUAUACAAUGUACAAAGGCGGACUUAUCCCUAUAAGGGAUCUCUUCCAGUCAACCUUGUAUUUAUAGUUAUAUUGAAAUUUACUUUCUGGGCUAUUAUAGAUGCUUGUUUCCACUUUUAUAGUUACUACAGGUGAACAUCAUUUUUAUUAGUGUAAUGAUUAUUGCGUAAGUUUUAUACGUUUAUGGUGGAAUUGUGAUAAUAAAUAGGUUAAUAACUUUUUAAGGCAUACUGAAAGACUUUGUUUAGAAAGUAUGAUUAUCUGUGGUCUAAUUGGCAUGCCUUUAUAUGAAUUUUAGCUACGGCGUAAUUUUUUGGUAUUGUUUGAAC
Messenger RNA from Cydia strobilella, 2092 nucleotides. RefSeq names its product alpha-tocopherol transfer protein-like. Bases 141 to 1088 code for a protein of 315 amino acids. The record is from RefSeq and is a predicted model, not a curated record. Lineage: Eukaryota; Metazoa; Arthropoda; Insecta; Lepidoptera; Tortricidae. Gene Ontology annotation, cellular component: membrane. Gene Ontology annotation, molecular function: phosphatidylinositol bisphosphate binding. The transcript is spliced from 7 exons.